This is a messenger RNA of Annulohypoxylon maeteangense, 1553 nucleotides long. Its product is annotated as kinase phosphorylation protein-domain-containing protein. The coding region runs from base 181 to 966 and encodes 261 amino acids. The transcript has a single exon. The record is from RefSeq and is a predicted model, not a curated record. Lineage: Eukaryota; Fungi; Ascomycota; Sordariomycetes; Xylariales; Hypoxylaceae.
CCUCACAUGUAGAACCUUUAGCAUCCAACAUUGAGCAACCAAUCUUUAACUCCAACCAACUCAAAUCGCUCCCGGACAUGCGUAGUGUUAUUUCGCUAUAACCAGUAUCACGCGAAACAACUAUACAUCUACAUUCUACACGGCCAUAAUUCCUCGGACCCAUUAAUCCCAUUAGUCGCGAUGGAUCUCGUCUCCAGCAUUCGCAAAACGGGCUCGCGUGGCGGUGUCAACUUCAACUGGGAGGAUGUCGCCAAUUCAAGUCACCGAGAAAACUAUCUCGGCCAUAGUUUGAAAGCUCCAGUAGGCCGCUGGGCAAAGGGCAAAGAUCUCACUUGGUACGCGAAAGGCGAUGCGCCAGAAUCAUCGGGCACGGAAACAGAACAGGAAAAGGAAGAAAGAGAGCGGAAGGAAGAGCUUAAGCGAAUCAAAGAGGCCGAAGAAGAUGCAUUGGCCCGUGCAUUAGGACUUCCGGUUGCUCCCCGAAAAACUACUGGCGCGAAUGCCGUUGAUGUGGUUGCAGGACGAGGUGUGAUGGAUGGUCGUGAUUCUAAACCCACUGAAAAGGUUGAAGAAGGGCCUGUCGACAAUGGCCGUAAAGCAUCAAAGAGGCACGAUGAAUCCGAGAGACGCCACAGGAGAAGACAUAGAAGUAGAAGCCGUAGCAGAGACAGGCGCCGUGAUAGGUCACCAAGGAGGGGCGAUGAUUAUUCUAAGCACCGAUCAAGAGAUGAUAGAGAUGAUGGACACGGUCGUCAAGGUCGAAGGGACCAGAGCCCAGGACGCGAUGAGCACAGGCAUAGAAGAAGUUAUCGACGAGAACGUAGUCCCGAUCGCAACCCCGAGAGAUCCGAGCGAAGAAGGGAUGAUAAGGAUACCUACAGGCCUAGGUCGAGGGACGGGCGAUCACGAAGAAGUACAAGCCCUGAGCGCCACCGGAGAAGAAGGUCUCCCGAGGACCGUCGUUGAUGAGUUGCAAAUAUUGGCGGCAUAAGCACCACCUGUCACCUGUUGUAUUAUUCAAUUCAGUCUAUUGAAGAUAAUUUGCGACUUAUGUGGAAUUGCACAACAUGGACUAGGGCAUCAUUUAAAUAAGCCCAGUCAUAUGGCGACCUUUCUAUGAGAUGCCUAUCGAAGAGCGAGGAAUGGAAGGCGAAAUCCGCAGUCGACUUUGAUGAAUGUGUUACAGUACUAAGUAUUCGAUUUAUCGGGUGACGGAGAUGGGGUUGUACAUAGCUGUGUAUUUACAGAUCCCAAUUCCCCUAGGUGGUAUUUGUACGUGGAAAAUGCCUAAGCUUGGUACAUAUAAGCACAAACUGGAAGUCACGACUCGGGAGGUCAUAGGGCUGACUUAACCAAAAUACCGGAUUCAUGCCCUGAAGCAUGUGCUUAUCCCGCGAUAAGGUGCGGAGUUAGUGGAGUUUAGGGGAGGGAUGGGGGAUAGAUUAGCUGCACUGUAGAUAUGUACCUUGUAUUUUAGACCCAUCAGUCCCUGACAUCCCUGAAAUCUGGGGCGAGACAUGCAUCAUCAGCAGGAGCUAAGACCAAUCAGGAAC